Messenger RNA from Panthera uncia (snow leopard), 1500 nucleotides. RefSeq names its product G protein-coupled receptor 17 (gene GPR17). Gene Ontology annotation, biological process: positive regulation of Rho protein signal transduction; phospholipase C-activating G protein-coupled receptor signaling pathway. Gene Ontology annotation, molecular function: G protein-coupled receptor activity. NCBI's taxonomy places the organism in Eukaryota, Metazoa, Chordata, Mammalia, Carnivora, Felidae. Gene Ontology annotation, cellular component: membrane. The record is from RefSeq and is a predicted model, not a curated record. The transcript has a single exon. Bases 481 to 1500 code for a protein of 339 amino acids.
UGCACCCACCCAUUGGGAGUGGAGCUCAAGUUUCCCAUGCACCCCCCACCCCGCCAUUCAGGAAGCCCCCCUGGGGAGCACAGCAGAAAAUGUGGGGCCCCUCCCUCCAUCCCAGAGCCCAAACAGGUGGGAUUCACUCCCCACUCUCCCCAUAGUGCUGACCCCAUGCCCUGGUCUGAGAGUGGAUUUCUGGGACACAUGGCCCUGGUCUCAGGCUCUUGGGUGCCCGGCAGGGACACAUCGUGAGGUGGGAAGCCAGCCCCAGCAGCAGCUUGGCAAGCUCCAGGCCCUGCCUUCGUUUUUGCUUUUUGCUGAGCUUCAGAAAGCCUCUGACACUCACCCACCCCAGGUGAACACAGGGGGUGCCCUCAGUAGUCCCCAAGGCGAUGCUGAGCUAAGAUGCUUCGCAGGUCCCAGGCUCUGGAACCUGUCUGCUUGCUCCCUCCAGGUUCGUCCUCCAGCUCUGCUUCCAGCUGAAGCAUGAAUGGCCUCGAGGUGGCUUCCCCAGGUCUGACUGCCAACUCCUCCCUGGCCACUGCAGAGCAAUGUGGCCAGGAGACGCCGCUAGAGAACAUUCUCUUCGCCUCCUUCUACCUCCUGGAUUUCAUCCUGGCUUUUGUUGGCAAUGCCCUGGCCCUGUGGCUUUUCAUCCGGGACCACAAGUCGGGUACCCCCGCCAACGUAUUCUUGAUGCACCUGGCCGUGGCCGACUUGUCCUGUGUGCUGGUCCUGCCCACCCGCCUCGUCUACCACUUCUCUGGGAACCACUGGCCGUUUGGGGAAAUCCCGUGCCGCCUCACCGGCUUCCUCUUCUACCUCAACAUGUACGCCAGCAUCUACUUCCUCACUUGCAUCAGCGCUGACCGCUUCCUGGCCAUCGUGCACCCUGUCAAGUCCCUCAAGCUCCGCAGGCCCCUCUACGCGCACCUGGCCUGUGCCUUCCUCUGGGUGGUGGUGGCCGUGGCCAUGGCCCCACUGCUGGUGAGCCCACAGACCGUGCAAACCAACCACACGGUUGUGUGCCUGCAGCUGUACCGGGAGAAGGCCUCCCACCAUGCCCUCGUGUCCCUGGCCGUGGCCUUCACCUUCCCGUUUGUCACCACUGUCACCUGCUACCUGCUUAUCAUCCGCAGCCUGCGGCAGGGCCCCCGCGUGGAGAAGCGCCUCAAGAACAAGGCGGUCCGCAUGAUCGCCAUGGUGCUCACCAUCUUCCUGGUGUGCUUCGUGCCCUACCACGUGCACCGCUCUGUCUACGUGCUGCACUACCGCGGCCACGGCACCUCGUGCGCCGCCCAGCGCAUCCUGGCCCUCGGAAACCGCAUCACCUCCUGCCUCACCAGCCUCAACGGGGCGCUCGACCCAGUCAUGUACUUCUUUGUGGCCGAGAAGUUCCGUGACGCCUUGUGCAAUUUGGUCUGUGGCAAAAGGCUCUCGGGGCCACCCCCCAGCUUUGAAGGGAAAACCAAUGAGAGCUCGCUGAGUGCCAGGUCUGAGCUGUGA